Molecule: messenger RNA, 642 nt
Organism: Neltuma alba
Lineage: Eukaryota; Viridiplantae; Streptophyta; Magnoliopsida; Fabales; Fabaceae
Product: cytosolic sulfotransferase 17-like
Exons: 3
Coding region: 1-642 (213 amino acids)
Source: RefSeq, a predicted model, not a curated record
AUGUCCAAUUCCAACAAUAUAAUGGUUUCUGGUUUGCCAAGAGGCACAUGCAAGGAAUCCUCAACUGUCAAAACCACUUUCAAGCUCAAGAUUCUGACAUCAUCCUUGUCACUACACCCAAAUCAGGCACCACAUGGCUCAAAGCCCUUGCUUUUGCCAUUCUCAACCGCUGGACCCAUUAUCCAAUUAGUCCACAUUUGGACGACUCAGCUCAAACUUGUCGUCCUCAUCCUCUCCUCACAACUGAUCCUCACGACCUCGAACCCUAAGGACCUGUUUGUUUCAGGGUGGCAAUUUGCAAACAAGAUAAGAUCUGAAACCCGAGGGUCAAUUUCAAUCCAGGAUUCAUUCGGCAAGUUAUGGAAGGAGUCAUUGGUUUUGGGCCGUUCUGGGAUCAUAUGUUGGGGUACUACAUGGAGAGUUUGGAGAGGCCAGAGAAGAUAUGCUUUUGAGGAUGAAGAAGAGAAUGGUAAUGUUGUGGAAAAUAUAUUGAAGCCUUGUAGUCUUGAGAGUUUAAGGAAUUUGGAAGAAAAUAAGAGUGGGAAAACGAAAUUUGGGGUAGUGAAUAAUGCUUACUUUAGACAAGGAGCAGUUGGAGAUUGGCAGAAUUUUCUCGCAUUAGACAUGAUGAAACGAUCAUGA